Acanthocheilonema viteae is the source of this 1209-nucleotide messenger RNA. Lineage: Eukaryota; Metazoa; Nematoda; Chromadorea; Rhabditida; Onchocercidae. The record is from the annotation of a GenBank genome assembly.
AUGAAUAAAAGGGAUCAUCGUAACCCAUGGAAUGGCUUUGAUCUAGAAAAACCAGUUCAUGUUGCGCAGAAUUCACUAUUCAGUGAGAGUUCCGGGUGGAAGGAUUACCGUGGAUUUUUCAAUCUUGCGGUUCUUCUGCUAUUUGUAUCAAAUGGUCGUCUUGCUCUCGAAAAUCUCAUGAAAUAUGGAGUACUGAUAUCACCAGCUAGUUGGGUUUACUUUAUUUUAACGGAUCCGUGGUGGAAAUGGCCUAAUCUGGCAAUGGUGCUGAUGUCGAACAUAUCUGUUUUCAUUGUCUUUGUUGUAGAGAAGUUGAUGGCGUGGAAAUGGCUUAGCAAUCAGUUGGCUUUCGCUUUCUACUUGUGCAUAUUUUCAUUACAUAUAUUCGUACCUGCUGCAAUCACUUGGACUUUGCAGAAAAGAAAUCUCUUGACAUAUCCACACAGUUUAACACUACAAAAUUUAUACUACUUCAUAUUUGCUCCAACUUUAUGCUAUGAAUUGCAAUUUCCACGAACAAAUGGACGAAGAAAAUCGUUCAUUGUGAAACGAACUGCUGAGUUUGGUUGUUUGACAUUGAUCAUAAUAGCGUUAUGCCAACAAUGGAUAGUGCCUUUAUUACGUAAUAGCGUGGAACCAUUUACAACAAUGAAUUUUAGUUUGUGCAUCGAAAGAGUUCUUAAAUUGGCUGUGCCAAAUCAUGUAAUUUGGCUCAUUUCAUUCUAUACUACUUUCCAUUCUCUUCUGAAUCUUAUUGCUGAAUUAAUGGAAUUUGCCGACCGACAAUUCUAUUUAGAUUUCUGGAAUGCAGAAACUUUGGCAGUAUUUUGGAAGACGUGGAAUAUACCUGUACAUCGUUGGGCUCUUCGACAUAUUUAUCGACCAAUGAUAUUUAAUGGUUUUAGUAGGAUGAAUGCUGCAUGCGCUGUUUUCUUCGUGUCUGCAUUUUUUCAUGAGUAUCUCGUAUCAGUUCCGCUCCAUAUGUUUCGUUUUUGGGCAUAUCUAUGUAUGAUGGCACAAAUACCUCUCAGUAUCUUUACUGAGAAAAUGUUGAAAGGUGGUCGUCUUGGAAACAUUGUUAUGUGGUUAUCGUUGAUUCUUGGCCAACCUUUGACCAUUUUGAUGUAUGUACACGAUUGGUAUGUUACACAAUAUCCUCAUUCAUCGAAUCAUGUCGAUGCAUAUCGCAAUGCAACCACACAAUUUUAA